This is a messenger RNA of Orbicella faveolata, 4272 nucleotides long. RefSeq lists its product as uncharacterized. Gene Ontology annotation, cellular component: plasma membrane. Gene Ontology annotation, molecular function: protein binding; calcium ion binding. Lineage: Eukaryota; Metazoa; Cnidaria; Anthozoa; Scleractinia; Merulinidae. Gene Ontology annotation, biological process: homophilic cell-cell adhesion. The record is from RefSeq and is a predicted model, not a curated record.
AUGCCCUCAUCUUUCGCAAGGAUUUUUGCUUAUUUUGGAAUUGCCUUGACGUUUCUAACCAAAACUUCAGGAUCACCGCUUCUGGCAGAUUACUAUCGAGCGUUUCCUGAGAUUGGUCUCAGUCUGGACCUGAGAGAACGACUGCCCCAAUCAACAAGUGGGUGGUCAGAAGUGACUGGGUGGACAGACACACACCUUUCAGUCACAGGUCGUUUUCUGUGCGGAGCACCACUGGGAAAUAAAGCUUCACAAUUCAGCAUUCCAAAAUCUGGAAUUUAUUUUGUUUCAUUUAGCGUACAUUUAGCUCAAGCAGAUACUGGAGUAUUUCAAGCGGCUUUGAUUAUAAAUGGACAAAUAGACAAGAGUAACAAGGCAAUGACCGCAGUCAAACAUGGCCGCCAGGCAGGCGACUUCAGUUUAGUGGUCAGCGGAUUUAUGGACUUGAGAUCAAGUGAUUAUGUCUCCGUAUAUGUCUACUCGGAAAAGGACACAGAUUGGGUCUUAGAAGACGAUAGUCAGUUCUCGCUGCGUUAUUCUGGCUCUGUUGGAUUUUUCCCAGCGUUUUCCGCCAUAAAACACAGUGCUGCAACUUUCAAUUCCUUUUCAUCCUCUAAUGUCAUUCGUAAUUGGGAGACAAGUGGUUCUGUCGGGUUAUUUGUCAGCCUCGCGCGAUUUUCCUCAUCCAUUGGUGAGUUUGUCCCAAUUUGCGACGGUAUAUAUUUCGUGGCUGCAAAUAUACGUGCACAGGCCAGACCUGGUUUGUAUAAGUUGUAUUUAUCAGUCAAUGGUGAAAGUCUUGGUCCGUAUUACGAUGAAAACGUAGUUAUCUCUGACAGUAUUUUCACUAUGAACCUCCACGGAUCAUUCUACUUCAAAGCAGGAGAAACUGUAGCACUUACAAUCAACUCUUCAGGUUCGGAUGCAAGCUUAACAAUACACUCAAACAGCGGUUUUUCUGCUAGUUACGUCGAUGCCUUUAAUCAGAGCUCCCUUCAAGGUUUGUCUACAGUCACUGAAACAACCAAUAAAAUUCCAGGUAUUGGUUGGAUGGAAAUAACUACCUGGUCUAAACCUUCUAUUGCGCAUGUCCAGUUCUACAACCCGGAAGUGUUUCAGAAUGGAAGGUUCACCUGCAGUCAGGGAGGGAUAUACUAUGUAUCUGUUUCCCUGCGAGUACGAGGUAGUAGAGGAACUUUUGACUUGUUAGUCAAAUCAAGUGGUACCUCACAAUUGAAUGGUAACGCCGGUCUGUACACGACACGCUACAAUUCUGAACAAACCGGGUACUUUUCCUUGUCAGUCUCAGGUCUCUUGGAGCUCAGCAAGGGGCAACAUGUGUCGGUUUUUGUUCAUUCAAGUCUUCCUGACAAAUGGCUUGUUGACCCAGACAGCAGACUGUCUAUUAUGAAAACACGGUACUACUGGCCAGCGGCAAAUAGUUAUCUUGACAGCUACCAUAGGACUACAGCCGGCAAAUGGGAAGAGAUUGGAAACUGGAGACAAACUGAGGAGGGUGCUUUCUCAUUUGGGACAAAUUUUAACUCAAGCAGUUCCCGCUUUGUCAUCACAUCCCCUGGGGUUUAUUUUGUUUCUACAAAUCUGAUCAUGCGUACUAAUGGUACUCAAAUUUCGGCGGUAAUCGCUAUCGAUGGAGAAGCUAACAAAGAUAACGGCUUACAUGCAACUCUUACAUACCCGCCGGCCACCUCAACCCUUAAUAUUGCAGGCUCACUUAAUCUUGCACAGGGUCAAGAAGUAUCGGUCUACGUUCGCUCGGAAAGCAAUGACACUUGGGAAGUCUUGGAAAGGAGCGGAUUUUCCACCGUUUUCAUCGGUAAAUCUUUCGCAGUCCCAAGCUUCCAUGUUGUUAAAGGCACCCAAACAACAAUAAGAACAAUCAACUGGGUUGAAAUUGAUGAGUGGCAAAAGCCUGGAGAGAGACAAACAUUUACUUUUCAAAAUGGGGCUGGUCUUGAUAGCGGUCGCGGUAUUUAUCUUGCCCCGGUCAGUGGUAUCUACUUUGCUUCGUGUAUGCUUGUCACCCGGGAUGUCGAUGUAAACAAUUCGGGUUCUUCUUUGGAAGUGUACAUUGGCGUUAACGGUCAAGCAUCUCUUACUAAUGGUCUGCAAAAUACUCGUUACAUUCAAGGUACUAACUCACCUACCGGAAAUGACGUCAUGAGCGUCUCAGUUUCAGGUAUUGUGCAGCUGAGGCGUGGAGACUACACUGUGAUACGCGCUCGCGCAAAUAUGGAUUUUGAUUGGAAAGUGGACAGCACCAGUAGCUUUUCAAUGUUUUUAGUGAGUCCAUCUGAUAUUCCGUAUGGGAAUGUGGGAUUUUUGUCCCGGAAAAGUGAUACAAGAAUAAAAAGCUUUGGUUCGGGAAGUUGGUCCAAGAUCGGUGGCUGGGCAACCCAGUCUGAUCUGACUAACGGACUAUUCCUUAAAAACGAUGGCAGUUUUACUUACGAUGCACUUAGUGGAGACUUGAAAAUAAAUCAUGCUGGAAUUUAUUUCUUAUCAGCCAAUGUCAUUGUAUCAAACACCCCAGAGUCUUGUGACGUGACUGUUCGUGUGUCCGAUAGCAAUGGAGGGGGAACUCAAGACCUUGACGCUGGGUUCUCGGCCGUUGAACAAAAACCUUACGCAAGUGGAAAAUACACCUUGUUAUUCACUGGCGCUCUUUUCCUGCAUAGGAAUCGAAAGAUCCACGUGGCUGUGCGGUCUGGCAGUGCUAACCCAUUCACUGUGUGGGAAGGCAGCGGCUGGUCAGUUUCACGCCUUAUUUACCCAAUCGAAGAACCUGGAUUUUAUGCCCGAAUAACUGCUCUACAUCCAGUAAAUGGACAAGCUUCAAGAUGGGAGAAAAUAACUGCAUGGGAGACAUCCGGAGGUAGCGGCCUUCAUAUUGAUGGUCACGGCUUCAGCUCACUAGCGGGUAACUUCAUUGUUCCUUUAUCAGGAAUUUAUUUAGCUUCAACAAGUGUGGCGAUUGAAAACAUCCAAACUUCUGCGAAUGCUUAUGUAAAGAUUUCCGUUAACGGGGACACGUCUGUUAAUAAUGGACUGGAGUCGAGUCAUUUCGUUAAGAGAGGCACAAGAGCAGUUAUUGUGGCCACCGGCAGCAUGAAACUGUUGCAAGGCACGAUGGUUAGUGUGAUGUUAAGAUCAGAUAACUCGUCUUCUCUCAAAAUUACUGAAGGCAGCUAUUUCAGCAUGCGUUUUAUAUCUGAGAGCGGUAAAACAGAAGGAAACAUGGCGGACCGAUAUAGUGAUAUCACUUUCACUACCAGCGGGUGGAAAGAACUCGUCAGUUGGAAAAUCGCUGGCUUCAACGGGCAGUUUCAAGUGGGCUCUAUUCAUCAGACCACAGAUCGAUUCGGUGUUCCAAAGCGUGGCGUUUAUUUCGUCACUGCCAACAUCCAGCUCUUCGAAACUAAUGGAUUAGUAAAAAUUGGCAUUGUAAUUAACAGUGCAAAUGACACAGCGGUUGUAGCUAAGAAAACAUGCGUCGCGUGGGAGAUUUGCUCAUUAAAUCUCGCCGCGUCUUUAGAACUCGAGGAGGCAACGUUUGUAUCAGUGUACGUGUAUUCGAAUGAUGAAGACCACUGGACAGUCUCAAGCCAAUCAAGCAAGUCUAAUUUAUUAUUCAGCCCAGUCUCACCGUCCACUGUUGUUCAAGGAUUUCUUGCUCGUGUCUCAUCGAACAUUUCCGUCGGUGGCCGACAACUUUCUGAUUGGUUCCGAGUUACAAACUGGAAUAUAACCGGGCGUCCUGGUUAUUUCCAGACCAUAAGUGGAUUUUCUAAAAAUGGGGCCUUUGUUGUUUCCACGACAGGUGUUUACAUUGUAACUGUGAAUUGGAUUCUAAAUUGCACAGACAUCAUUGGAUGUGACUUUGAAAUGCUAGUGGCUUUUAAUGGGAGGCUGUCGUCCAGUUCUGGUUUGUAUUCAAGGCAGACUGUCUCUUCUUUAAGUGUUGACACGCUGAACAUAAUGACCGUAGUUCAACUGUUUAAAUGGGAUACACUCACAGUAGUUUUGCGCUCGGAUACAUCCUAUGAAAUCCUCGAGGACAGCACAUUCUCAGUUGUCAUGCAUGCUUCUGCCGGGGGUCCAUUCUUGUGUUCCAACAAGGGUCCUACUCUCAUUCAGGAACUGUCGCCUGCUUAUCUCCGCGCAAGGGUUGGUAAUUCUGUCACGUGGUCAUGUGAGGCUGUCGGGGAAAGUUUACCUAAAUACCGCUGGUCAAAAGACUACAAGGUGACUUAA